AUGGUAUUUACUUGGAAUUGGAGAAAUACAUGCGUCGUCUUUAAGUGGUGGAGAGUCAGUACGGUAGCUGGCUUUAUCUUUUCCUUGCUUGCAAUCGUUGCAAUUUCAGCAAGUUACGAAUUCUUGAAGUAUUGGGGAAACAAGUGGGAACAGUCUUAUGUUAAUACUAUGUCCGGAGCUGCUGCCAAUACAAGUGCUGCUUUGGUUCGCCGAUUUAAAACCAAAAAAGCUCUUUUCUAUGGUUUACAGGUUGGAUAUUCGUUUAUGCUCAUGUUGGUAUUCAUGACAUAUUCGGGCUGGUUUAUGCUUGCCGUCGUUGUAGGUGCUGUCUUGGGAAAUUACGUUUGGGGAUUGACCUCUGACAUUGCAGCCUCGAGGCCCAUGGCAUGUCAUUAG
Priceomyces carsonii is the source of this 396-nucleotide messenger RNA. RefSeq names its product low-affinity Cu transporter (gene CTR2). Gene Ontology annotation, molecular function: copper ion transmembrane transporter activity. The record is from RefSeq and is a predicted model, not a curated record. Gene Ontology annotation, cellular component: fungal-type vacuole membrane; plasma membrane. Lineage: Eukaryota; Fungi; Ascomycota; Pichiomycetes; Serinales; Debaryomycetaceae. The transcript has a single exon. The coding region runs from base 1 to 396 and encodes 131 amino acids. Gene Ontology annotation, biological process: copper ion transmembrane transport.